UGCACAAAAUACUGUGUUAGUUUAUUCAGAAUUAAUUGUUUUACCGUAUUUAUUGAAGUAUAUUGGAUCAGCAUUAAAGAAUCCGCAAUAAAAGCUAAGUUUAUCGGUACUUAUCAUAGAAACUUCUAUACAAAACUGUAUAAAAAUGUCUUCCGAUUCCGACACAGAUGUCUCUGAUUGCGAACCACUGACCAUAAAUACAAUCAACACCGACUUGUUGCCUCUCAAAUCAAAGGAUCGUUACAUUUAUGCUUACGAAAAUUUUAUCAGCUGGCAAAAAGAUAAGAACGCAAAUUCGUUCAGCGAGGAUACAAUAUUAAGUUAUUUCCAAGAUAUGUCAAGAAAAUACAAGCCGUCGACUUUAUGGGCGAUGUAUUCUAUGUUGAAAUGCGGUUUGAAGAGUAAUAAUGAUGUGUGUAUGGAGAAUUACCGUCGGGUCAGAGCGUUACUGAGGGACUUGAACAAGGGAUACGUGAGUAAGAAGGUGAAGACGCUAUCUAUUGAACAUGCGGAGCAGUUUAUAGCGGAAGCUCCGGAUGGGAAGUAUCUUGCGACUAAGGUAGCCCUAAUUUUCGGAAUCACAGGAGGCUUGAGACGGCAAGAACUAUCAUUACUAACAAUACACGACAUCGAAAACCAUGGAAAAAUCUUCAUAGUAAAAAUACCCCAGAGCAAAAACCCGCUCCAAGACUCAUUUGUAAUCCAAGGGAAAUAUUAUAAGCUAGUUAAAAAAUAUCAAAAGCUACGAGUAACUUCCGCUCCGAGUGAUCGCUUUUUCCAAGCAUACAGAGAUGGUAAAUGCCGAGCCCAAGUUAUCGGCAGAAACAAAUUUGGGUCGAUGCCUAAAGAGAUAGCGGAGUUUUUGAAGUUGCCGGACGCUAGGUCGUACACAGGGCAUACUUUGCGUGCUGUGUCACGGAUGCCGGUUGCGCUUGAACGGUGUGGAAGCCAAUCGUUUACUAAUGAUUCCAACUCCACCCCGCAAACACUAAAAGUCACAGAACCAAAGCCACAGGAGCACAGAGAGCAGUGUCGCUUCUGCGGGGAGUUCAAGAAAUGCUCUCCGGUAGUUCAAAAACCAUAUAUCAUCGGCAAUAAGACUACGCUGGCGCUCAAUCAUUUGAGAGUUGAACUGGACUUGAGUAUAGACUCUCUCCCAAAGACCGUUUGUCGUGAAUGCGACGCCAAACUCCUAGAAAUCUUUGAAUUCAUCAAACUAGUCAACUCGGCGCAGUUCUCACUAGUCACUGUCUCUCCGAACGAUGCUACAAGUGCUGACAGUUCGGCCCAAAGUGAAAAUUAUCAAAUAGAAUUUGAUACUCAAAUAGUAAAGUCUGAAUUUGAGGAGGAUGAGUCAUUUGGAAAUGGGGUUGAUUCAUUAUCAUUUUGUGAAACAGUAUAUUUGAAGGAUCGCAAAAGAAAACAUGAAGAUAAGAAAACAAAAAAGAAGAGAGUAAAGAGAGAUAAAAUUGUAGAAAAUAAUUAUAAUGUAAUAGUUGAUGUAAAAGAAGAAACUAUUGAUGAUAUUGGAAAUAGUGAAGAUAAUUUUGAAGUCAGUGAUACAGGGACGGGUGUGGAAACUAGUGAGUUAGCAGAAGAUAGUGUUUUAGAUUAUGAAAAAGGGACUUUUAGUGAUAUGGCACGAAAAAAAAGUAAUGAUGAAGAGUAUAGUGACACUGGUGACACUAAUGACUAAAAUGCUAUGAGAUGAUUGUUAGACAUGGAAAGUGAUUAUUAUUUUGUUUGUCAUUUUAAGUUAUUGAUGCUUUCUGCAUAUUUUCAAGUUUGUAGUGAGUAAAGUUAUUACUUUGUUUUUUAUAUUUCAAAUUUUACAGUGAUAACUGUAUUUCUGAAGGACCUAUUGACAAAAAAAGGUUUAUGUGAUUGUAUAUUAUUUCUGCAGUUGACAUAAAAAAAAUGAUCUAGAUAAGUUAUUAAAUGUGAAUGAGUUUAGUAAAACGUCCCACUUUGUCGGUUACCAUUAAGGCAAGAUUUACUUCUAU
Leguminivora glycinivorella is the source of this 2003-nucleotide messenger RNA. RefSeq lists its product as uncharacterized. Gene Ontology annotation, molecular function: DNA binding. The transcript is spliced from 4 exons. Gene Ontology annotation, biological process: DNA integration; DNA recombination. The record is from RefSeq and is a predicted model, not a curated record. Bases 146 to 1696 code for a protein of 516 amino acids. Lineage: Eukaryota; Metazoa; Arthropoda; Insecta; Lepidoptera; Tortricidae.